AUGCCCGAGUACAUGAGAGCUGUCGAGGUUAAGGGCGGCAAGGGACAUGUCGAUGCACUCUUUAUCAAUGAUAAAACCGAGAAGCCUACUCCCAAGGAUGGCGACGCCAUUGUGAAGAUCAAAGCCUUCGGCCUAAACCGCAUGGAUUUGAUCCAGCGCGAGGGCCACUACCCGCUUCCUCCUCAGGCACCAUCCACCCUCGGCGUAGAAUUCAGCGGCACGAUCGAGUCGUUUGGCGCGGGUGACCACGGCGCCUUCAAGGAAGGCGAUGCCGUCUUCGGGCUGGCGUACGGCGGCGCAUACGCCCAGUACAUCGCCGUCUCGACCAAGAUGCUUCUGCACAAGCCGGACGAGCUCAGCUGGGUGCAGGCGGCGGGGAUCCCGGAGACGUGGAUCACCGCGACGCAGGCCCUGCACUUCGUGGGGCAGUUCUCCAAGGGCCAGUCUGUGCUGUGGCACGCUGGGGCGAGCGGCGUCUCCAUUGCGGGCAUCCAGCUGAGCAAGAAGGCCGGCGCGAGCAAAGUUUUUGCGACCGCUGGCACCUUUGAGAAGACCGCGUUCAUCACGAAGGAGCUUGGUGCCGAUGCGGCGUUUAACUACAAGCGCGAGGACUGGGCACAGGAGAUCCUGGAGCAAACGGAGGGCAAAGGAGUUGACAUGAUCAUCGACUUCAUUGGAGCCAACUACGUCCAGAACAACCUGAAGGCCAUUGCUCGGGAUGGGCACAUGGUCUCAUUGGGAAUGAUGAGCGGAAGUGUUCUCAAUGGUGUAGAUGUUGGGCAGAUUGUCUACAAAAGAAUCAGGUGGGAAGGUAGCACAUUGAGGAGCCGCGACGUGAUCUACCAAGGGAAGCUCAGGGACAAGCUUGAGGAGUAUUUGCCACUGUUUGUGAAGGGUGACUUGAAGAUUUUCGUCGACAAGGUCUUCACAAUGGACCAGAUUCAGGAGGCGCACAAGCUCAUGGAGGCGAAUACCACUACUGGAAAGAUCAUUUGUACAGUAGACUAG
Messenger RNA from Phaeoacremonium minimum UCRPA7, 1008 nucleotides. Its product is annotated as putative zinc-binding alcohol dehydrogenase domain-containing protein 2 protein. NCBI's taxonomy places the organism in Eukaryota, Fungi, Ascomycota, Sordariomycetes, Togniniales, Togniniaceae. The record is from RefSeq and is a predicted model, not a curated record. The coding region runs from base 1 to 1008 and encodes 335 amino acids. The transcript has 2 exons. Gene Ontology annotation, molecular function: oxidoreductase activity.